AUGAAGCCAAUUGCCUUGGUGCUACUCUGUCUGGCUCUGGGCAGCCAGGGACGUGUGCUGCAGCCGUCCAAGGAGGCGCUCGAUAUACCCGUUGCCAUCAUCAAAGAGCCAGAACCGCAGGCUCUGCCGCUGAUCAGCGCGGAGCAGGAGCAGCCCAUCAAGUCGGAGCAGCAGCAGCCCAUCAAGUCGGAGUCGGAGGCGGAGCCCGCACAGCCCAUAUUGAAGUCCCUGCCCGCCGAGGCAGUUGUUGAGGCAAACGCUGAGCAGCAGGUCGCUCCCGUGGCAGACGCUGUACCCGUCGAGCAGCAGGCGGUGGAGCAGGAUGCAGUGCAGCCGCAUGUGCGCCAGGCCACGCAGGCGACGCCCACGCAGCAGAGCACAACGCAGCAGAACUUUGUGCAGCAGCUGAUACAGAACUCACCCAUUGGCCAGUUUCUCAACCAGUUCAACGGACAGCAGCAGCAGUCAUCGCAACAGGUGCAGGCGGAUCAGACAGCGACGCCGGCGCCGACUGUGCCCGGUUUCUUGAAUCCCGGCGCGGCCAUAACCUCCGCUCAGAAUGCGGUGCAGAAUGCGGCACAAACUGUAGUGAAUAGCACCACGCAGGCCUUCCAGGGCAUACAGCAGUUCGCCAGCAAUCUGGGCACCCAGUUCCAGAACACACUCUCCGGCCUGACGGGCCAGCAAAACGCACAGCCGACCACAGCACGUCCGCCCGGGCCCAUUCAGUCGUUUGUGAACAAUGUCUUUGGCGGCGGCAACAAUGCAACAGCGACUGCUGCGGCACCAGCUCAGGGACAACAGGGCGGCGGACCGCUGCAGGGCAUCAUCAAUUUCCUGGGCGGCAAUCGGCCACAGAAUGCACCAGCUGCAGCGGCUUCGGCUGUAGCUGCGGCUGUCACCGAGGCGCCCAUCAAGCAGCCCGGCGUCGACGACAAGCUGGAGCAGGCCGACGAUGUGGCCGAGCAGCCAGCCGAAUCGGAGAACGAGGUGCGCAACAGCGGCGAGGCCAUCGAUGACUCCUUCGAGGAGGCGGUGCCCGCCAACGAGGUGAUUGUGGUCAACGAUGAUGCCUCCGCCGAUGUGCCAGCCAGCAGCAACAAUUCUGUUGAGCAGCAGCCGGAACAGCAGCCCGCUGAUGCAGUUGCUCUCUAA
Molecule: messenger RNA, 1155 nt
Organism: Drosophila novamexicana
Lineage: Eukaryota; Metazoa; Arthropoda; Insecta; Diptera; Drosophilidae
Gene: ImpE2
Product: 20-hydroxyecdysone protein
Exons: 2
Coding region: 1-1155 (384 amino acids)
Source: RefSeq, a predicted model, not a curated record